Messenger RNA from Aspergillus calidoustus, 2780 nucleotides. The record is from the annotation of a GenBank genome assembly. Lineage: Eukaryota; Fungi; Ascomycota; Eurotiomycetes; Eurotiales; Aspergillaceae.
GGUGCUUGGCCCGUAAAUCGGUGGGGCACGAGAACGAACACCCUUUGACGAUUCGGCGGCGAGCAGGCUUUGGAGUUUCUUCGUGCUGUUGCUUUUUGCGCUGUCGAUCUUGAAGUCUUCCGGCUGGCUGGGUUCGCAUGCAUCGCGCGUCAACCGGAUGGAUCAUGGAAAAGCUGUCUCGAAUGCCCACGUCGUCACGGGCUGGGAAUCAGGCCAUGGAGCGGGUCGGAAUCCUUCCCCUCCCCAAACUCGUCGAGAUUCCCGUCAAUUGGCUCUACAGCAUACCGUAUCUGGAGAAAGAGGAGUGAGGCAGAGCCGUACUAUAUUGUGUUGCGACCUCAUUGGUAAGCGUCAUGUAUGACCUAGAUUAGCGGGCAAGGGUCAAGCGGGAUAAUGCCAUACUGGCAAACCCGCAAACGUCCGUCGACUGUGGCAGCAGGCAAACACUUCUUUUUUUUUCUCGUAGCGGCCAAAAAAAGGAGCAAAAAUCGACAUCCUUUUUUUCCCGUGUCUCUUCCUGGCUCCGGAGUGGGAAAAGGCGAGGCAAAGAUAAGGGCGUGCCAUGGUGGACCGUCUAAAGUGGGCCAGGCAAAUGCUGAGAAAGAACGAUGGGUCUGAGAGACGGCUCGGGUGUCCGACACAAGCCAACACUCUGGGAUUCGAUUCUGCGACUAAACCGAAUGGCGUCAUGCCAGGGCAUUCAAAAGGCACAUGCAUCCGUCGGUGUGGAGGCGUCCCAGUGGUGGCUUGAUUCUGGUCUUCAGUGUAUGUAAGAGUGCAUGCCGCUAUAGCUUGUACCUGCCGACACUCACACACCUUACCAAAUUCCUUUAAGCGUCCCUGCUCUACCUCACAAUCCUGUCAAGAGCUUGCUCAUAAACAAGAUUGAAGCAUCAUGUCUCUUCCAGACGAGAAACAUGAAGAGGUCAUCGUGAGCAGGCCGCCAACUGCGGUCUGUCCACCGGAGCGUCCCAGCGAUGCCAGCGCUGUGGACAUUGAGAAGUGCAUAAUCAAGGACAUUUCUGAGCUACAGCUCAAGAUGACUGAUGACAGUUCGUCCUUCGACCUCGAAGCGCAAGCCCACAGGAAGAGAUGGCUUGCGCCAGUGCGGUACACGAUCCUCAACAUCUACCGCCGGCUUUUCACCUUGGUGUUUGUCGCCAACAUUGGUGUCUUCAUCUAUGUGCUGGCUGCAGACCGAAAGCUCCUAGCACUGGUCAACGCCGCAGCAGCGAACCUGCUCGCAUGCGGGCUGGCUCGACAGCCCUUGGUUGUGAACACGAUCUUCGUCACGGUAUGCUCAAUACCACGAAGCGCUCCGCUGUGGCUCCGCCGGAUUGCCUCCAAAGUGUACCACUAUGGUGGUGUCCAUAGUGGAUGCGGAGUUGCUUCACUGGUUUGGUACCUGGGCUUCGUGGGCCAAUUCUCGCGCGAAUACUGGUUCCCUGCCGGGGGAGUUUCGCCUUUCUCUGUUGCGCCAGUUAUCCUGAUGUACCUUAUUCUCGUUUUGUUGUUGGCCAUUAUCCUGGUCGCCCACCCAACAUUCCGCAUGAAGAUGCACGACUACUUUGAGCUUACCCAUCGGUUCUCCGGCUGGCUGGUGGUAGCUCUCUUCGUCAUCCUCCUCAUGGUCUUCGUCGACGAAGCCUCUGCUGCUGAAGGGACCCCAAUGGGUCGCUUCCUCAUCGAACUGCCUGCAUUCUGGUUCCUGAUGGUCGUCGUGGUAGCCAUCGUGCAUCCGUGGAUCCUCCUCCGCAAAGUGAAAGUGACACCCGAGAAGCUCUCCCCGCACGCUGUGCGUCUCCACUUCACCCACGGAACAACCACCUUUGGCAAGGGUAUUCAACUCGCCAAGCACCCACUGCAGGACUGGCACGGCUUUGCCACCUUCCCGAACCCCGACGGCAAGAGCUUCUCCUGCCUCAUCUCCAAAGCCGGCGACUGGACCUCCGCCGCCAUCAAGGACCAGCCAACAUAUAUGUGGAAACGCGGCGUGCUCACUUACGGCUUCGCGUACGCGAUGCGAGUGUACAAGCGCGUCGUAGUCGUCACAACCGGCUCUGGUAUUGGGCCUUGUUUGUCAUUCCUUGGAGACGAGAACCGCCCGAAACUCCGCGUCAUCUGGCAAACGCGCGCCCCCAAGCGGACAUACGGCAAAGAGGUCCUGAACUUAGUUGCGAAGAUGGAUCCAAACCCCAUUAUCAUCGACACGAACUCGUCCGGCCGAAUCGACAUGGUCCCGUUUAUUCGACAGGUCGCGAAGAACUUCGACGCGGAAGCGAUCUGUGUUAUCAGCAACCCAAACGUCACAAGGAGAGUGGUGUAUGAGCUAGAGUCGACGGGCGUGCCGGCGUACGGUCCAAUUUUUGACUCAUGAGUGUGCUGUUGAUUAUGUUAAUUGAUGAUUCCCCAAUGUGUUGUCCUGUUGUCCUGCUUGGUUAGAAGAGAUAUGAGUGAUCUAAUAGUUGACGAUUCCUAAUGGAUAUGACACGGUAUGAUAUGAUCUGUAUGUAGUGUUAGUCAAGUCCAAGCAAAAGUUCAAGUUCAAGCUGCAUCGAAGCGAAAAAACUUUCCGCGGGGUGUUGUGCUAUAAGAGAGAUGAAAUCACAUCGAAGAAAACACGAGAGGGGCCGCAGCGAAAGCGAAAAGUAAAAGCGCCAGAAACAAGGCAAGAAAAGAACCGAGGCUGUCUUCGCACAAUUAUCCAUUCUAGGUGGCAUCCAGCGCCUUCCCGCAUACACGGCUCGGAGUAAACUCAGCAAGCUGCAAGUCUUACACUG